This is a messenger RNA of Eptesicus fuscus (big brown bat), 2699 nucleotides long. Its product is annotated as patr class I histocompatibility antigen, A-126 alpha chain-like. The coding region runs from base 47 to 1144 and encodes 365 amino acids. The record is from RefSeq and is a predicted model, not a curated record. NCBI's taxonomy places the organism in Eukaryota, Metazoa, Chordata, Mammalia, Chiroptera, Vespertilionidae. Gene Ontology annotation, biological process: antigen processing and presentation of endogenous peptide antigen via MHC class Ib; antigen processing and presentation of endogenous peptide antigen via MHC class I via ER pathway, TAP-independent; immune response. The transcript has 8 exons. Gene Ontology annotation, cellular component: external side of plasma membrane. Gene Ontology annotation, molecular function: signaling receptor binding; peptide antigen binding.
CCAGUUAUAAGUCUCUGAGGACUCACAGACUCCCCAGACCUGGAGGAUGCUGCUCAUGGGGUCCCCAACACCCCUCCUGCUGCUCUGGGGGGCCCUGGCCCUGACCGAGACCUGGGCGGGCCCCCACUCCCUGAGGUAUUUCUACACCGCCGUGUCCCGGCCCGGCGGCGGGGAGGCCCGGUACCUGGAAGUCGGCUACUUGGACGACACGCAGCUCGAGCGGUUCGACAGCGACUCGGAGAGUCAGAGGGCGGAGCCGCGGGCGCCCUGGAUGGAGCGGGAGGAGCCGGGCUAUUGGGACCUGAGCACGCGGACCGCCAAGAGAGACGCACAGAUUUUCCGAGUGAGCCUGCACAACCUGCGCGGCUACUACAACCAGAGCGAGGACGGGUCUCACACGCUCCAGGGGAUGUGGGGCUGUGACAUGGGGCCGGACGGGCGCCUCCUCCGCGGUUAUUUCCAGUCCGCCUACGAUGGCACCGACUACAUCGCCCUGAACGAGGACCUGCGCUCCUGGACCGCGGCCGACACCGCAGCUCAGAUCACCCAGCGCAAGUGGGAGGCGGCCGGUGUGGCUGAGCGAUUAAGGAACCUCCUGGAGGAGGACUGCCUGGAGUGGCUGCGCAGAUUCCUGGAGAAAGGGAAGGAGGAGCUGCAGCGCGCAGACCCUCCAAAGACACACGUGACCCACCACCCCAUCUCUGACCGCGAGGUCACCCUGAGGUGCUGGGCCCGGGGCUUCUACCCUGCGGACAUCAGCCUGACCUGGCAGCGUGAUGGGGAGGAGCAGACCCAGGACAUGGAGCUUGUGGAGACCCGGCCCGCGGGGGAUGGGACCUUCCAGAAGUGGGCGGCCCUGGUGGUGCCCCGUGGAGAGGAGCAGAGAUACACGUGCCAUGUGCAGCACGAGGGGCUGCCCGAGCCCCUGACCCUGAGAUGGGAGCCGUCUCCUUGGGCCACCAUCUCCCUACUGGGCCUCGUUGUGGGCCUGGUCAUCCUUGGAGCUGUGGUCGCUGUGGUCGCUGGAUUGAUGUGGAGGAGGAGGAGGAAGCUCUCAGGUGGACAAGGAGGGAGAUAUUCUCAAGCUGCCAGCAGCGAUAGUGCCCAGGGCUCUGAUGUAUCUCUCAUGGCUUCUAAAGCGUGAGGCACUUGUCCGGGACUGAGUGAUGGGAGAUUUGUUCACGCUUCCACUUUGUGAUUCUAGAACCUCUGAUUUCUUUCUACCAAAGGUUUCUGAAUAUAUGUGUUCCUAUCAGCAGAAUGUGCGGAGGUGGGAGGCUGGCCCACCCCUGUCCGCCACACCCCCUCCCCAGCCUUCCUGUCCAGCAGAGGAGGGGCUGGCCCUCCCCAUUCCUGUGUGUACUUCCUGGUGCGCUCAGCUGCAGCUUCUUACUGCCUGAUUGAAAUAAGGCUGGAUAUGCAUUCUUCUUCUCUACUUGCCAUGAAGGGGUGAUGGGUUCAUUAAAGGAGAACAGCCCGGCUGGUGUGCCUCCGUGGCUGAGUGUCCACCCAGGAACCAGGAAGUGCUGAUUGGAUUCUCUUUCAGGGCAUAUGCCCAGAUUUCAGCUCAGUUCUCACCCGGGUCAUGCAAGUGGCAGCCUAUGGAUGAUUCUCUCUCAUCAUUGAUGUUUCAAUCUGUCCCUCUUCUUUCCUCUCUCGGAAAAUCAAUAAAAACAUAUUUUUAAAAAAUUAAAGGAUAAGAUCCUAAAAUUUGAGAGGAAAUAAAUGGAAGCACCGAGAACUUGUCCGGUCCUGUGUGUUUGCUGUGCUGAGGCUGUUGCAGGGGGGACAGGAGAGGCUGUGAGGACCGAGUGUGGUCAGGGCUGUGCCCAGUUGGUUCCUGGUCUCUCUUCAGCUGGGUCACCUCUCUGCUCCUUUGUCCUUCUCCCUUCAGUAGGACCUUGUCCCACCAGGACUUUCCAUCACAGGGACUCCAACAUCACCAGGCUUUGUAAACUGUCCUCAUGAGGAACAUCUCCAAAACCGUGGGCAGCAAGGCCUUCCUGUGUGCGGGUCAGCCUAGGCUCAGGCCUGGGUCCUGCCCUCAGCCCUCAUCUUCUGGGAUUUACUUGUUGUUUCUCUGUUUGUGUAGAGGACUAUGCCUGUUUGUGUUCUUGUUGUGAGUGUUGGUCUCUUUCUUCUUUUGAGUGUCCCCUGUCCAACAUCAGCCAGAGGUGAGUUGUCUGUCAUUGUGCCCACAAGGCCCAGGGGUCCCUGCACACAAGAGUCCGUGGUCUGGAGUGUCGGGAGCGACCUCAGUUGACAAAGUCCUGAGAGGGCAGGUUUCACAAAGUGGCCUGCCUGUUCCCAAGGUUAGUCAUACAUCCUGCCCCCCUCUUAGGCUUAGAGACCCCUAAGCACAAUAGUUAGUAAUCACACAUUCAGCCCCCUAAAGCUUAGUUAACCUUUAAGCACAGUUAAUGUAUAAGCGUAAUUACCCUUCAGCAAGAAGCAUGGCUAGACUAUAUGAUGGUAAGGAAUUUAGGUGGCGUCGGGGGUGUAUGCAUAGGUAUAGCCGUUAGGAUCUUAGACAAGAUAAGGAGCUUUUUGUAAAGGUCAGUAGGAAACCUUAAACAAAGGGGUAUAAUCACGCUUACAUUAUAGGAAUGAUGUAAUGUAUGGAAUGUAACUGACCCUGUAUAAAAGUGUGGAGAAAAAUAAACUCAGGAUGGCAAGAGGGAAGUGCUUCCAUCCUCCCG